This is a messenger RNA of Pedinophyceae sp. YPF-701, 351 nucleotides long. Lineage: Eukaryota; Viridiplantae; Chlorophyta; Pedinophyceae. The record is from the annotation of a GenBank genome assembly.
AUGCCGUGGGGACAUCGACACCGCGUCAAGUGCCAUGUCGAUGCAGUAACGGUGAUGCUGGGCGAAGAGACACCAAUGGACGGAUGCUUCUGCAACGCGGGCAUGGCCGGCUCGCUGCUGGAGAGCAUGGGCCUGCCCGACGACGGGGACGGCGCGGAGAGGCUCACGGCGAUGGUUCGGGCGUGCGGCGUGCGCAUGGGGCCGAGGUGCAUGGACGUUGGCCAAUCAUCUACCGGGCAGGGCGUGCAGCUGGCCGAGAGCGCCGGGAGCGUGACGGGGGGCGGCGGCAUGGUCAUGGAGGGUAAGCUGCGCGCUUGGGUGCCGGAGCUGCGGCGGAUGGACGCCGAAUGA